Molecule: messenger RNA, 2385 nt
Organism: Acanthosepion pharaonis
Lineage: Eukaryota; Metazoa; Mollusca; Cephalopoda; Sepiida; Sepiidae
Source: the annotation of a GenBank genome assembly
AUGAUCCCUCUUGCUGUUCUUCGCCUUCUUCUUCUUCUUCUUCGUCCUUCCUUCCUUUAUUCUUUCUUUUUCGCAUUCUCUAUUUCAGCCACACUAUUCUCUUCGCCCUCCUCCUCCUCUUCCUCCCCGUCUUCUUCUUCUUCCCUUUAUUCUUUCUUUUUCGCAUUCUCUAUUUCAGCCACACUCUUCUUCUUCUUCUUCUUCUUCUUCCUUCCUUCCUUCCUUCCUUCUUUCUUUUUCGCAUUCUCUAUUUCAGCUACACUCUUCAUUUCCCCCUCCUCCUCAUCCUCCCCUUCUUCUUCUUCCUUCUUUCCUUCCUUCCUUCCUCCCUUCCUUCCUUCCUUCCUUCCUUCCUUCCUUCCUCCUUUUUUUAUUCUUUGUUUUCGCAUUCUAUAUUUCAGCCGCACCAUUAUCUUCCUCCUCCUCCAACUACUACUACUACUACUACUUCCUUCCUUCCUUCCUUCCUUCCUUCCUUCCUUCCUUCCUUCCUUCCUAACUUCUUUCUUUUUCGCAUUCUCUCUUUCAGCCACACUCUUCCAAUCCCCCUCUUCCUCAUCCUCCUCCCCUUCUUCUUCUUCUUCUUCUUCUUCUUCUUCUUCCUUCCUUUAUUAUUUCUUUUUCGCAUUCUCUAUUUCAGCCACACUCUUCUCUUACUCCUCCUCCUCGUCCUCCCCUUCUUCUUCUUCUUCUUCUUUUUCUUCUUCUUCUUCUUCUUUCUUUGCUUCCUUCCUUCCUUCCUUCCUCCCUACCUCCCUGCCUCCAUUUAUUCUUUCUUUUUCGCAUUCUCUAGUUCAGCCAUACUCUUAUCCUCCCCUUCAUACUCCUCCCCCUUCUUAUUCUUACUUUCCUUUUUUCUUUGUCUCCUUUAGUUUCAAUUCUUCUUCUGCCUGUUUACAGCUUCUCUUGUCUUUUAUCGUCUAUUCAUAUUUCUUCUUUCCCCCACCCCCAGUCUCUCUCUCUCCCCCCUUUUUCUCUCCCUCACACACACACAUACAAUUCUUUCUAGUUUUCUCCUUGUUCUUUUCUUUUUCAUCUUCUUUUUUUUUUGCUUUCUUUUCUUCUUUUAGUCUUCCUCAUUUUUUUUUUUUUUUUUUUUACUUCACACUUUCCUCUUUACAGGUCGGCUUUCUUCUUUCUCUCCAUUCCCGCUCCAACGUUUCCGCUUUUUACUCUUGUUACUCUCUUUCUUUCGUUAUCUCUCUCUUCUUUUCUCGCUUAUUUCUCCUUUCUUCAAUUUUAUCGACUUAUAUCUCUAUUUUUUCUCUUUCUGUUUGCCAUUCUAUUAUAUUUUUUUCUUUCUUUCCUUCUCUUCUUUUAACUUCUUCAUUUUCUUUUAUCUCUCGUAAUUCGCCUCUCUUUUUUUUCUCUUCGCCUUUGUUUUAUCUUUUUACACCUCCAAUCUCUCUAGUUCUCUCUCUCUCUCUCUCUCUCUCUCUCUCUCUCUCUCUCUCUCUCUCUCUUUACAGUAUCUCCCUUUUUUUAAAUCUUUCUUUUAAAUUCUCUUCUUUUCUCUUUUCUUCUCUCCUCCUCUUUUUCUUUUACAUUUCUUUCUCUUUCUCUCUAUCUCUCCCUAGUUUCUUUCUAAGUCUCUCCUUUUCUUUGUUUUACCGUCUCUCUCUUUUACAAAUCUUUCUUUUCUUUUCCCAUGUUUCUAUCGUCUUCCUUUCUCUUUUGCCGGGUGUCUUUCGUCUAUUUUUCUCCCCUUUCUCGUCUUUUUUUUUUUUUUUUACUUUCUGUCUUUCCUUAAUCUUUCUCUUGUCUGUUUUCAUCCCCUCUCCUCAAAACACCGUCCUCUCUUCUUCAUUAUUUAAUACUUCUACUUCUUCAAAUUAUUCUUUUCGGAAGUUUUACAAUUAUUCUACGAAUUCGUCAAAUUCUUUUUCUUUUACUCGUUUUUGGUUUUUCAAAUUUAUUUUCUUCAAAUUCUUCAAUUCUUUCAAAAUCAUCUUCUUCAAAUUCUUAGAGCUCUUACAUUUCUUCGUCUUCGUCUUCUUCUUCUUCUUCAAAUUCUUCUUCUUAAAAUUCUUCAAAUUUUCCUUCAAUUUCUUCUACUCAGAAUGUUUACAAUUCUUCGUCUCCUUUUUUAGACUUCUUCGUCUUCAAAUUAUUCUUCUUCAAAUUAUUCCUCUUCAAAUUAUUCUUCUUCAAAAUCUUCUCAUGAAUCAGAAUUCCUACAAUUCUUCGUUUACUUCUUCAAAUUAUUCUUUUUCAAAUUCUUCAAAAUUUUGUCCAAAAUUCUUCUUCUCAGGAUACUUACAAUUCUUCGUUUUCUUCUUCAAAUUAUUCUUCAAAUUCUUCAAGAUUUUCUUCUCCAAAUUCUUUUUCUUCCCUGGAUUCUUGCAAUUCUUCAUCUUUAAAUACUUCUUCAAAUUCUACUUCUAA